AUGCUCUUAAUCAGAAGCUAUUUAGAUGGUGAUAUUUGUGUUAAGAGAAUUCUCGAAAAGUUGUCUAAACUAUGUCGGUUAUGCCAUGAAAAUUCGGAUACUAAUGGCGUUGAGGCAGGAUAUAAAGGAGGAAACGAGAACACUCGGUUGUACGAUGAGGCUGUUUCACCAACUGACAGCGUGGAAGCUGAAUCUUUGAUCAAGAAAUACCGUUCUUUCUAUGCAAUAAAUUUGAAUUAUUUUCGUGCCUGUUCCGGGGAGAUCACAGUGUUUGUCGGUUCUGAAGGAGCUGGCAAAACGACUUUUUGCUCUAUGUUGAGCGGAAAUCUGAGGCCGUCUUCUGGAAAAAUAAAAAUUUUCGGCCAAGAAAUGAAUUCUUCCACUGUGGCUGAGUGUCAAAAGAAGAUUUUAUUUUGCUCGCAGUUUUGUCCUUAUUUUCGUUCAAUGACAGUUCAAGAACAAAUUAGAUUUUUUUUACGCUUGGAAAGAACUAAUGGUUCUAUGAAAACAAGACUUUUGAGUUAUGGCUUAAAGAAGAAACUUUAUUUGGCGAUGGUGUAUUUAAGUAAUCGUAAACUCGUUUUAUUGGAUGAGCUCACUGAAGGAGUUGAUCAAUUUGAUAAAGUCACAAUCUAUCAGUUCUUGAAAGAACUAAAACAGAACAGGGUUGUUGUGCUAACAACAAAAAGUGCAGAUGAAGCGAAUGCUGUUGGCGACAGAAUUGUAAUGUUGGUUGGUGGACGAAUUCACUGUUCUGGAACUGUACAGUUUCUCAAGGAUCGAUACGAGAAAAAAUUCUUGAUGGAAGUGGUUUUAAAGCCCUCAGUUGAUGGUAUAUAUCUGGAAACAGCAAUGACAAAAAUAAUAAAGGAUUUUAUUCCUAACGUGGAAGUUGAAACUGUUUCUUUGGAUUUCGUCAGAUAUGUCCUUCCGGCUUUCGAUAGACCAAAAGGUACUAAACUACUGGCUGGUGAUGAAGUUAAUGGUAAAAAUAUUCAUGCUUUGGAAGAAAUGGUGCAACAACUUCAAACUAAUACAAUAUGCAAAAUCACUACUUUAUCACAAGACAUUGGGUUUGACGAUCAAAAAAGUAGUACGACGGUGGCUCCUUCUGUCGUCCCGUUCAGUACAGAUGAUUUUACUGGUCUGGAGAAUAGGAGUAAUGCUUCUUUGUCAGAAGAAACCAGUAAAUAUAAUGAUGAAAAGGAUGGUAUCAAAGAAUCAUUGCUCUGUACAGUCAAGACUUUUCGAUCAAACGCUGGUUUUUUAAAAUGUAUUGGCAAAACUUCUCAGGUUAACAUUUUAACUGCUGAAAUGCAAGUUGAAAUGGAACAUGUGUCUAUGUAUUCCAUAAAUACAAUUAAUAAUUUACGACUUGCAAAUUCUUCAAAAGCUAGUAUCUUGGGUUCUCUUCAUGUAUACGGUAAAGGUCCGUUAAAGGGUCGGGCUUCUUCACCUGAAGACUAUCUUACAGAUUAUAAUCUAAAUUCAGUUAUUUUCAAAAUUUACAACUCUGCAUUUGCAUUCAUCUUUACGGGUUUCUUUAUGCAGGUCGUUCAAGAAAGGGCUUGUGAUUUUGAGUUGCAGCAUGCAACUACUUUAGAUCUUCAGUAUUUUUUUGGAAUUGGUCAUCCUUCGUUUGCUCUCGCUGUUUAUAUGGGUUAUGGGACGAAUAUGUCGCAUAUAGAGAGCGAUGACAUAUUGGAUGAACGAAAUCGUGUUUAUUUGACAUCACAAUAUAUUUUAGCCAUUCGAAUUGAAGAUAUGAAAAAAUAUUCUGGGUUUUCAUUAGUCAUAAAAAAUCUUUCUUUUGGUGUUAAUAAACAGGAGUGUUUUGGUCUAUUAGGGGGAAAAGAUGCUGGUAAAUCUAUUCUUUGUGAUGUGCUAACGGGUCAUACAUCUUAUGAUGCUGGAUUGGUCACAAUAAAUGGUUUUGAAGUUGGGCAGAGACAAGCCAUUGGUUACUGUCCUCAAACCAAUGGACUUUUGGGUUACCUGACAAUAGAAGAAACAGUAAGAUUUAUGACUGAACUUAGAGGUUAUGAAAAUUCUGAAGAAAGGGCUAGUCUUGUACUUGACAUUAUAGACCUGAAAGAGCUUGCCAACAAGGAAGUUGGUACUUUAAAGAAAUGCCAGCGUCAGCUUCUUAAAAUUGCCCUCGCUGUAAUAACGCAAACUCGAGUUAUUCUCUUAGAUGAACCAACAGCACUUCUUGACUCAGUUACACGGCCAAAAAUAUGGGAAAUUCUGAAAUUGUUUAAAAAGCACAAUUAUGCUCUGUUGGUUAUGUCGCGUGAUAUGGAGGAAUGCAAGGAAGUAUGCGAUCGAGUGGGUUUGCUCCUUGACGGUGAAAUGACAGCCAUCGGAAAACCCCAACAUCUUAUAGACCGGUAA
Enterobius vermicularis (human pinworm) is the source of this 2394-nucleotide messenger RNA. NCBI's taxonomy places the organism in Eukaryota, Metazoa, Nematoda, Chromadorea, Rhabditida, Oxyuridae. The record is from the annotation of a GenBank genome assembly.